This is a messenger RNA of Drosophila sulfurigaster albostrigata, 9036 nucleotides long. It is a transcript of the gene tud, whose product is annotated as maternal protein tudor. The record is from RefSeq and is a predicted model, not a curated record. NCBI's taxonomy places the organism in Eukaryota, Metazoa, Arthropoda, Insecta, Diptera, Drosophilidae. Gene Ontology annotation, biological process: spermatogenesis.
AUUGCUCUAGUCGUGUCGUCGUUGUCUCGGGCUGAGUUACUGGGUGGGCAAGUAAUUUUUCGAAUUAAAAUCUUUUCACAUUGAUCAAUUGCUUUAUGAUAUAACAACAACAACUACAAAACGUUAACACUGAGGCUGCGCUUCCGACGCAAGCCUUUCUUUGGAGGACUAAAACAAACAAAAAACCGAAAAGACUGAAACGCAACGAUUUCUAAUCACUCUCAAAGACUACAAAAACACAAACACACAUCCACAAAAGUAACCAUCACAGCCGUAGAGGGAAAAAUACGCUCGAUUGACAUACUACCACAUAUACAUACGUACAAUAAUAAAGUGUGCCAAAGCCAGCCCGCCGUCCAGUGCAGUCCAGCUGAGGAGGAAUUAGCAUAAAACCAAAAAACCGAAUUUGUAGAAAACAGAAGAAAACAGAAAGAAGAGCAAACAAAAUAACCAAUUGGCUUCGUUGGCGCUCGACUGCUGCGCUGCUUGGCGACUGUCUGCGUGUGUGUGUGUGGUACAUAUUUGAUAUUUGAUGCACAAGGGGCGUGCGGAGGCACGAGCGGUUUUUCCGAGUUACGCUUUGGACAACGACGACGACAACCGAUAAUAGAAAAAGAAAAUCAUCAAUACUAUAUACAUAGUUGAUGUUGAUGAUGAACGGCAAGCCGCCAAUGAACAAUAGCGGCGGCGGCGCAUCCAGCGUUGAUUUAUACAUCACGCACCUGGAUCAUGUGGGACCCUACCUCAAGAUCUAUGGCCAGGCGAACCGGGAUGCGGCGUUCCUGGUGAGCAAACGCAUCGAGACACUGCUGCCCAGCUUCUUUUCCAUCGAUCCGAGCUGGUCAAACGAACGCCAACAGGCGCUUGUUAUCCCGGGCACCGUCUGUGUGCUGAAGCAGACAAAUGGCGCCGCACCCGGCGAUGUGGAAUACAUGCGAACGUGUGUGCUCAGCUCUGCCAUCGAUGGCAGCAAUCGCAGUCAGAUGCGUGUCGAGAUUGAGUUCAUCGAUUACGGCUACAAGCGUAACGUGAGCAGUCUCGAUCUGCUCUUCUCGAAACAGCCAAAGCUGCUGUUGAAUGUGCCAGUUCUGAACUCACACUACAUUGUGCUCGGCAUUUGCUCGGAAUGGGAUGACAGCGAGCUGAAUGUGGUGCGACAGCUGAUUGUAAAUCAUGUGGUCAGCAUCGAGGUGAACCCCACACCGAUAUGCGAUCAAAAGUUUGCCAGCGUACGCUGGAAAGACUUUGAGCUCAACGAAUUUCUGGUGCAGCAGAAACAAAUUGGCGCACCCAUCGCCAAUGAUCUGAUCAUGGAUCACUGCAAGAAACUGUGGAAGGCGCAAUCGCCACAGUCUCCUAUUGUGGAGUACAACAAUAAUAAUAUACUGGGCAGUGGCAGCGCCGCCAAAACGCCAACGGAUGUGGCACGUGAGCAGCUUGCGGCACGCUUCUCGCUUGCUGCACGCUUGGAUGUGCAUCGCACGCUUAACUCAACGCCACCGCGACCGCUAAAAGCGACGCCGGUCAACGAUUAUACGCCAUCCAAGCAACAACAGCAGGAGCAACAGCCGCUGCCCACUCAGAUUCAGCCAACACCGCUGGCGAAUUUGACUAAUGUGCAGCCAGCUGGUCAUCUGUUGAAUGCUCAGAAGCCCGCCUACGCGGCACCACAUCAAUUCAACCAACAACGUGCCAAUAACUUUCAAUCUUCCGAUACAACGUCGGGCCUCUUGCCCACGCACAAUGUCUUCACGCCCAAGACGAGUCCCCGACCACUCAAUCUUUACUACAAUGUGCGUCUCAAUAACCCAAUGCAGCCACCGAUGGUGCACAUACCCAAGCAGCCAUCACUAAGCUAUGCGCCCGCACGUUAUGCACUUGCGCAGCCAUCAACACCCGCAGCUGGAGCUGCCCAGAAGGCGGCGAUUCAGCAGCAGCCGCUGAUUCCGGCUUUUCGCACCACCAUGCUGACGGUGGGUUUAACCUACGAUGUCUAUGUGAGCUUCGUGGAGAAUGGCCCGCAUUUGUUUUGGGUGCAAUUGAAGAGUGCCAGCAACGAUCUGAAUGCCAUGAUGGGCCAGAUCGAGCAUAUGCGGCUGCAGGGUCUCAGCCAGUAUCCGGGAGUAGGAACCGCUUGUGUGGCGCGAUUCUCCGAGGAUGGUAAUUGCUAUCGUGCCUUAGUCAGCGCUGUCUACGGACAGCGCUAUCGUGUUGUCUAUGUCGAUUAUGGCAACUCGGAGUUGGUCUCGCUCUCGGAUCUGUAUACGAUACCCCAGGAGUUGCUUAAGAUUAAACCAUUUGCCUUCCGUUUUGCGCUGGCCGGCGCCAAAGAGCUGGGUGCUCUCGAUGAGAGCAUGAAGCGCAUCUUCAAGAACUCAACUUUGUACAUCAACUUCCAGCUGACAGUGCAGGCGGCCGAGAGCGUUGGCUCCAUGCAAACUUGCCAGCUGCUGCACAAUGGCAACAGCAUGCUGGAUGUGCUUAAGAAGCUGAAGAAUUCUCGCCAGGCUUACGCCAAGGCGGAUCAGCUGCAGGACGACGAUGCCGUCGAAAUACGAUACAUUGAUUCGCCGAGCAACUUUUAUGUGCAGAAAGUGAACAAUAUUAAGCAAUUCGAACAGUUGAUGGAUGAAAUGUUCGCCUACUACAAUACCAAUCAAAAGGUGCCCGAGCAACUGGUGCUGGGUGCUCCUUGCGUUGUCAAAUGUGAUCGAGAGUGGUACAGAGCCGAGCUGCUGCGUGUGAAUGAUGCGACAAUCAUUGUACGUCACGUGGACUUUGGCUAUGAGCAGCAUGUGAAACGUCAUUUGAUUGGCAACAUUGCUGAGAAACAUCUGGUGAUGCCGCGUCAGGCGAUUAAGUGCUGCCUGAAGGGUUUCGAGAACAGUGAACUGAGCAAGGACAAGAUAACGGAUCAGUUCGAAAUGCUCGCCGAGGAAUCGAACAUCAGGCGACGCACGUUUAGUGUGCGUGUCUUUCGCAUUGAACCCGAUGGCGUUAAUGUGGUCAAUCUGCUCGCUAAGAAUCUGAAUGUAAUGAAGAAACUCUACAAACUGUCCAUGCCCUUUGAGCAGUAUCUGUCACUGGAGAAGGGACAGUUCAAUGCGAAUGUGACGCGUGCCGAGUCAAUAGCAUCCGAUGUGGUGCCUCAGCAGCUGCAAAAAGGCGAAGUGCUCAACUCAACCACCGUAGAGAGUGAGGAUCGCAUGCAGAUGCAGAAGCAGGCACGCGGUAAGAAUGUGAAUAUCAAUGCCAAUGACUGGGACAAGCAUAGCUCUGCCUCGGCAACCAGUUCCAAGGAUACUCAAUCACAACAGAGCGGCUCGAGGCGUUCGCAACAACAACAACAGCAGCAACAGCAACAUCCGCGUGGUGAGCGCUAUGCGCCGCCAGAACAUUUGGUUAGACGCAGUCGUGAUAAUCAUUUGGACUCGAGCUUCGAUACGCGCAGCACCAGUAGCUACACCAGCGGAAUGAGUUCGCCACGUAAGGCAAAUCGCCAGAAUGGACGCAAUCGAACGGAGUCGCCGCGUUUGCAGAAUGGCAAACAGGAGGCGAACAAAAAUACUCGCUUUAGCAACAAUCAAUCGCCACGCAAGGAACAAAAUCAACAGCAAUCGCAACGCAAUUCGACAAAUCAACGCUCUCAAAAUGCACCACAAGGCUAUGGACAGAAGCCACUGCGUCAAAAGUCCACGCUGGACGGCACCGCAAUCAGCUCGAAGCGUUCUAGUGGCGUGGAGAGCGAUGCUCCAUCGAGUGUGGAAGUCACAUUGCCAAAGCCUAUGCCUGAGCCGGAAAAAUAUGUGCCAUUGGACAAGGCAUUUGCGGUGCAUGACAUUAAAACACCCACCAAGGAGGCAGCCAGUCUGUCGUGGUGGGUGUCGCCAUUCCAGUUCUACGUAGUGCCAAAAAGCCUCGCGUCCAAAUACGAUAAUCUGUUGCGCGAGAUGCGUCAGUUCUAUCGCCAGAAACCACAUCAACCGCUGCAGCUGAAGGUCAACUCCAGUGUGGUGGUGCGACAGCGCAAGGAUAAUGCCAUAUUGCGUGGCACAGUCAUCCAAUGCAACCACAUGUUGCGCAAGUAUCGCAUCUUUUGCGUGGACACGGGAAAUGUGCUGACUGUGACCUCUGAGGAUGUCUGGCAGGUGGAGCAGCGUUUCGCUGAGCCGCCUUGUUUGGCUCAACGUUGUAGCUUUGACAAAGUGGUGACCAACUAUGAUCACUUGUAUAUUGUGGAUCGCAUGGAGAAAUAUGUGCCAGUUAACGCCAAGGUGGAGUGCGAAUUCAGCGCCAAACAGCAGUUGAACAACAACAGCACCUACAUUGUCAAGAUGCUGGUGAAUGGCGCUUCGCUGCGUGACACUCUGAUUAAUGCUCAAUUUCUAACCGAGGUGGCAGAGCAGGUGCGUGUUAGCCUUUUGGCUGGCCAGCAGGUACGCGGCAAAUUCACUUCUAUCAGGGACAUGACCAACUUUAAGAUACAGCUGGAGUGCUAUAAGGAUGUUAACUUCUUGUGCAGCUACGACGAUGCCAAGUUUGUCAAGUCGAACAAGGAUUUGGCCAAGCCUUUCAAGGAGCACUACGAGGGCAAAUCAUAUGCGCUGAAUAUCAAACAUGUCUGCGAGAACAACAUUAUUCACUUGCGUCCUGUGAUGCCGCUGCUUAAGGAGGAUCGCAGCGCCUUUGUCUGCGGCUAUCCUGUGCUGGUGAACAGCUUUAAGGCACUUGUUGUCUACACCGCAAAGUCGUAUCGAAUCUUUGUGCAACCUAGUGCUGAGGAGACUCACAUGAAGAAGCUCUUGGAUGACAUGUAUGAGUUCUAUAACAAGAAGGGCAAACAAUUGCGCAAAUUUGAGAAGGAUCAAAUCUGUGCAGCACUCAGCUCCGAUGGCAAUUGGUAUAGGGCACGCAUUGUGGCCAAGGAUGCCAAGGGAGCGCGCAUUGAUGUUGUCUACUUGGACUACGGCAACUCGGAGCAGUUGCCACGCGAUCAGCUCAAGCAGCUGGAGGAGAAGUUCUUUGUCAAUCGCAGCUGCUAUGCUGUGGAGAUUAAUUUGCCAUUUGGACGCAUUCACAACGACGAGAAGCUCAAGACACGCUUGUCGAAACUGUUGGACGAGCAGGUGGUCACAGUGAAACCGAUUGAGACGCGUCGCAGUCAUCUCAUUGCUGACGUAUUGCUUGCCAAUGGCAAAGACAGCGUUGUGGACACUUUGAAGGCGGAGAAAUUAAUUGCUGGCCGUGAUAUUGAUUAUAUGCGCAAGCAAUUGGACAAGGAGAAGCCUCACAUUUACGAGUACAUUGAGUGCGUUGAUCUGACCACCGAUGAUGAUGAAGAGCUGCAGCAACGCAAACAAGGCGGCAAAUCGAACUCGACAAACAGCUCGCCCAAGCCAAAGAAGCAGCCACAAGAGCCAAAGGAACCAAAAGAGCCGAAGCAGCGCAACAAGCAAGCAGAAGCUGUGGCGCCACCAGCAGCACCAGCUGUGGAGAAACCCGUGACUCCAACGCCAGUUGUCGAGCCCAAACCAAAGGUUGAAGAGAAGCCAGCGGUAGCUGCGCCAGUGGCAGCUCCUAUUGUGGCUCCAGAGGAACCGCAACCAGCUCCUGUACCAACUCCAGUUAUCGAAGAACCCGUUGCAGUGACACCUCCACCAGCUGUCGUUGCUGCACCUGUUGUGCCUGUUCCAGAUCCCUACAAGGAUAUGGAGACUGCUGUACUGAGUCACUGCGAUAAUCCAGCUCACUUCUAUGUGCAUCCCAUGGAUGCGCUACCAAAACUUAAGCGUCUCACCGAGAAUCUGCAGAUUGUUUCACCUUCACUGCCUCAGCUCAUGGACGUAGUCAACGGCGCUGACUGCAUCUCCAUGUACUCCAUGGACAAGUCCUGGUAUCGCGCCAAGAUUAUCGAUGCGGAGCUGAUGGUGCUGCAGUUUAUUGAUUUUGGCAACACGGAUUGCGUCUCGGAUGCCAAGGAGAUUAAACAGAGCAUGUGUUCGUCCACUGAUCCUUUCUGUCUGCCUUUUUGCAGCCCAUUGCACCGAAUGGCAAAUUGGGAUUGGGCCGAUGCAGCCAAUGGCAUCUUCAAUGAUUCCUACGAGAAGAUCUUGCACUAUGAAUAUUUGACACGCGGCGACUACCAGAUUACCAGCUAUGUUAAUCUCUACAUCGAGGGCGUGGAUGUGGCCAAGAAACUCAUUGCCGAUGGCUACGCCAAGCAGCUGGAUUACGUUGCCAGCGGCAGCAGCUGUUAUAUCUCGCAUGUGAACAGCAUCAGUGAUUUUUACAUUCAGCUGGAGAGCGACUCAAAGGCAUUAGAGCUCAUCGAGCUGUAUUUGGGCGAUGCGGAGCAGCAACUGCAGCCGUUGCAACGCUUUGAGAAGAGCAGCAUUGUGGCUGCGCUCUUCGAUGAUGACGGAUUGUUCUACAGGGCAGAGCUGCUACGUCAGCUGCCUGAUGCACGUUACGAAGUGCGUUUCAUUGACUAUGGAAACACUUCCACUACAGCCAAGUGUCUGCUGCUCUCAGAGGAGAUUGCUAAGGUGCCCAGUCUAUCAAAGAGAUGCACGCUGCAGUUGCCAGAGGAUUAUGUGGCCUGGUCUAAAGAGGCAGAGGCCAAAUUUGCCGAAUUGACAGGCGAAGGCGAAUUAGUUUUCACCACUCAGCUGUUGAAACCUGGAUUGGAGCAUAUCACCAUACAUCUGCUGUUGGAUGAGGACAAUGUGUUGGAUCAAUUGCUCCCACUAUGCACACAGAAGCAGCCCAAGCCCACGCCGGAACCUGUUGUAGAGGCAAGCGUAGAGAGCGAAGUUGGAUCAAGCAAUGUUAUGGCCAUUGUCACACAUGUGAACAGCCCCCUGAACUUCUAUCUGCAGCUGGAGACAAACAAUGCGCUCAUAGACAGCACAAGCGAACAGCUGAAUGGCGAGCAGACCAAUCUGCAACCCAUCAAGGGUAUUGCUCAGGUGGGUGAGCUGUAUGUGGCCCAAUUCGCGGAUGACAACGAGUUCUAUCGUGCACGCAUCUUGGAGCAGCUGCCAACGAAGCAAUCGCUGCAGUAUCGCGUGCUCUUUAUUGAUUACGGUAAUCAGGCGCUUGUAGAUAAACUGUUCGAGUUGCCUACCGAGCUGGCUCAGCUGAAGCCGCUGGCAGAACAGCAUUCCUUGGAAUCGUGUGCCAAUUUCAUUAAGUAUCCCAAGGAAUCACGCGAGGCGCUGGACGCCCUCAUCGACAGCUGCAGCGGCGAAGUCGCUGUCGAGUUUGUCAAUAAAUCAGCUCAGCCGCCAGUGGUUAAGCUGAAGACGAUGGAUAAAAAUGCUCUCAAUAUACACGAUCAGCUGCAGAAGCUGUUGGAGGCAGAGCUGCAGAAACCGAAGCCUGAGGAUAAGAAGUGUAUCAUCUCGCACGCCAAUUCACCCAAGAGUUUCUAUGUGCAGCUCAAGAAGCGAUCCGCUGAGCUGGAUCACAUUGUAAAGACACUGCAAAGCCAGGCAAAGGAGCUGAAAAAGCUAGAGGAUCCCAAGGAGAAGGUGAAUGGUGCUUGCUACUCCCAGGAGGAUGAUUGCUACUAUCGCUGCAGCAUCAAGACGUUGCUGGGCGAGGACAAGGGCUUCGAGGUGUUCCUCAUUGAUUAUGGCAACACUUUAGUCACCCCGCAGAUCUACAGUUUGCCCGAGGAGAUCUGGCAAAUAGCGCCAUUGGCUUUACAUUGUCAAUUCAGCGAGAUGCCCGAUCAGGUGUCAGAUGAAAUGCAGGAGGCAUUCAAUGCACUGCUGGAACAGCACUUUGGCGAGGUCUACGAAAUUGUUAGCGAGCUGCAGGAGAACCACAAUGAGCUGCAGACCGUCCAGUUGAGCAUCAACUACAAGGACUUUGCCCAGGAGUUGGCCAGCGCUGUGGCCGGUGUGCAGAAGCCACUGGAAGUGGAGCUGCAUAAUUGUUUUGUGGUGCAGUUCGACGAUGCCAAGUCCUUCUAUGUGCAGAUGGAUCAGGAUGUGCCAGCACUGGAGAAAAUGACCGACAAAAUGCUGGAUGCGGAGCAGAACUUUGAGGUAUUCACUGAGCUGCAGGUGGGCGCCCUUUGCGUGGCCAAAUUUCCCGAGGAUGAGGUGUUCUAUCGUGCCGAAAUUGUCAAGCUACUGGAGGAUGGCAAGUGCGAGGUGCACUUCAUAGAUUUCGGCAACAACACGGUCACCGAUCAGUUCCGUCAACUGCCCGAGGAUCUGGUCAAGGCGCCGCGUUACAGCAAACACUGCGAACUGGAGGCAGCCACGAUUGCCAAGUGCGAUGUGGCCGCAUUGGGGGCGUUCAUUGACACGCACUUCUCGGAGGCAUUCCAGUUGGAGAUUCUGGCCAAAAAGGAUGAGCGCGACACGCACGUGGUGCGUCUCUUCCACCAGAACACGAACAUUAGCGAGAAGCUGCGACUGCAGGAGAAGCCUUAGAGAAUCUUUUGAGUACCCCAAACAAAUCCGUUCAAGAGAAACCGUCACAUGUCAAAUGAGAGGCAUACGAUUAAAGUGAAUGCUAUGAGCAUUUACUCACACACACUCAAACACAAUCCCUUAUACCCCACACACAUACACACACACACACACUCAAGAAUUGUUUGCAAUAUUGAAAUGCAAAAAGAUUGUGAUUAGUUUGGCUAAAAUAACCGUUGUAUUACCUAAUUUAGUUGAACAAGUUAAACUUAUGCGAGAGUGAAAGGAAGAUUGCAACAUCUUUCAAGAAAUUGAGGAAAAGCUCAUAUAAUUUUUUUGCAGCAAAGCUAGAAGCUUCAUUGAUUUUUCAUGGAAAACCAAAAUGAAAGCCUAUCUUUUUUAUAAUUUGUAAUUAAUUAAUCAAAUUAAUUGAAUGAUAAACAAAAUAUGAAACAAAAAAUAAAAAAAAAACGAAUACAUUUAUAAAAACAAAAGAAAAACGAACAAAAAAAAACGAAAAACUACAAAAAAAAACUGCAUCAACAAUCGAAAGAAAUGCAGCAAAAAAAAAAUUUGUGAAAUAUUUUAGAUGCGAAUCUAAACUAACGAA